AUGGCGCAUUGUGUGCUCUCGACAGACCCAAAUAUUGUUAUGGCAGAGCAGAACAGCCGCGAUGUGGUAGAUCAGACCCUGUCGGGCGGCGAGCCUUCGCCUUCCGACGUCCCUGCAAGCACCACCGACAAACCGACUCCCCACGGGGACGUGGGAGAAAUUCAACAUAUCGCGACCAGUUCAAAUGCACAAUCUUCGACAGACCCGCACUACAACGACGAAACGAGACAGACGCCUGUAUCGCAUAACGCGAGUACUGGAGCUGAUAAGGAAACUGGGAGUCCUUCGAUGGAUUCUUCCAAGCAAAGCAUCGGGUUGGUUGCAUCACGCGCUCUUGAAAUGAAUGGGCUAGCCUCAGUAUCGGAUGGUGGGGAUGACACAGCCUCACAAGGUGGUUCAGAAUCGGACGCUAGUCGAACAGACGGCAGACAUCACGAGCGAACUGGAUCGGUUAAGAAGCCUUCUACGUUCAAGCCUGUGUCUUUCGCCAAGUUCGCUGUGCCCAAAGCGCCUGGGACUGCGGCACCACCAAAGGUUCCAGAGAAAGUGCCAUCGACUUCGACCACUCCUCUGGGCACACCUCAACUGAGCUCUCGGCCACGGUUGGUCGCAAAGGCAACUUCUGGAAACUCCGUUUUGAAGCAAGGUUCAAGCAGCACGAAUUCGGGCGGUUCUGGACCAGAUCCAAACCAAGUUUGGAACAAAAACCGACCCGUUCAGCCGACCCCCGCGAAGCACUUGACCGACGAAGAGCUGAAGCAGCAAUAUGGAAUUCACAUGACAUCUCGUAUCCAGGAAGACGGCGGUGGUACUACGGAAGCGAAGUGGGCCGAUAUUGAUGAUGACGAGGACGAUUGGGCCCCUGAGACGAUUGAGUGGACGGAUGGAACAAAGGUCACUCUCACCCACACCGACCCGGUACCUGCACCUGAGCAUGCCCAGGGAGAGCUGCCGCAGCCGCCACCACCGCUUGAGGCAGCAGAAACGAAAGAACCAAUCAAGAUCGCAGCGCCGAAGCCCACGACAUCUAUUGGACCGAAUCCAACUGUACUUAGGCUUGGGGCAAACGCUGAACGACAAGCUAAGGCCGCCAUCAUAUCCUCAAAGGGCGCAAAUGAUAGAGCUCCGUCUGGAUCUACAAGUCCUGCACCUCCGGUCAAAUCACCAUGGGCAUCCUUGCCUCCUGUCGAGAGAGUAUCACCAGUAAACGCGUCGGGUCACCCUCCACCUCCGCGCGCCCCUCCUCACUAUCCGCAUCGCGAUGAAGCUCGUCAUGCGCCUUAUCCGCCUCAAGAGAUCGCAGCCGAUGAUUUUAAUCGUCAAUGGCGAGAAUCUGCGCCCGGUGCGCCACGCGAGCUGUACAACUCACGUUCCGGUCGUUAUGAACCAGUAUCGGACAACCGACGGCCAUCCUGGCGAAAUGAGCCUCCCCCAGGGGGCUCUCGGGGUCCGGCGGUCCUACAACGGUCAGGUCAUGAUCAAGGCGGACCAGCUGAACCUUCUGCGGCUUUCCAGACUCACCGGCAUCAUCAAGAAGGUGGAGGAGGGAUGGGCUGGAAUCGUCGUCGAACCUCCUCUAAUGUUAGUGGCGGAAGUGGAGGAUUUGGACGUCGCAUGUCUUUCGGCCGCACAGAUGGACCUCCAAGGCACUUUGAAGCUCGAAGGGGCUCUCAGACCAAUGGGAUGGUUGAUCCUGCAUUGAUCGACCGCGAACAAAUACAUCAUCAUGCACCAGCUCAUCAGCACGGUAGCUCGGCUAUUGCCUCACCUCCACCUCCGACUGCUGCUGAACUCGCGUCGACCGAGCACCAGCCAGCUCCACCUACCGCUCCUGCGGCACCUGAAGAAGAUCCUUUGGUAAUGCAAGCACGGGUGAUGAAGGAGACUAUCCGCCUAGCCAAGCAGCGACGGGAAGAGCAAGAGGAGAAAGAGAAGCUUGCGAGGGAAGAGAGAAUCCGGCAGAAGUUGGCGUCUCUACCUCCCGCUCCCGAAAAGCCGCAACGCAAAGAGAAUGUUGAAAGUCGCAAACCUCAGGCUCCGCCUACUCCUGCUGCAGCUUCUGCAGUUAUGCACUCCCCUCCAAAGCCCCCGGUCCCAGAGCCUACUGGCGCGCCAAAGCAAUAUGGCAUGAUGAAAGUCCAUCAUCCAGAUACGGUAAAGAAACUUGUCGCGGCCAAUGAAAGAGACCGUGCUUCCGAGAAACAUACGGAUAAGCCUGCUUCCUCUCACUUGCGCCAAGCUCCUUCUCCUCGUGAGGCGAAACGGGAACCUGUACAUGCUCCCGAGCCGAAGCAACAACCCCAGCAGCAACAAUCCGCUCAGUCUCCUUCGCAAGAAACGAACGUGGAUGAGCAGAGUGGCCAGUGGCGUGGUAAUCUCAAUGUGUCUGGUUCAUAUCCAUCGUGGUCAGCUAAUUCUAAGCUUGCAUCCACCUCACCUUCUGUGAAGAACCCAUGGAAGCCUUUGAGCAGCGACAGAACUCUCGGUAAUGGUAUCUUUGACCAACCUCUUGGUGGGUUCCCCUCGCGGGAGCUUCCAUUGCGGAGCCAGUUGGCCUUGGAUCAACCUGCGAUACCUCCCCAGGCGUUACCUGGAGCCCAGGAUGUGUCGGUGAUUGCUUCGCUGCCAUCUCCUGAGACCAGGAUCGCGGGCUAUGAUCCAUUGAGUCCCAUCGGUCGUCCCGGACCCAUCGGACCGCCAUUGCCCCGCAACCCCAGUGCCCUUGGUGCAUGGGGCAACUUCCACAAUGUCGCAUCUCACAGAGAAGCCGAAGAAUCCGAACAGAAACGACAGGAGUUUAACGCCAACCGCAGCCAGCCUAGUACAGCAGUCAAUUUUAAGGAGACCUGGAAGCAAGUGCGAAGUGGAGAAGAAGCUGGUCAACGACAUGUGAUGGGCGGAGGCGUGAAUCAAGCCCACCAGAGCCUGCCUGUCAAUCCGUUGACGGGUCUGGAUGCUCCAGUGGAUGGUCUCCCUUUUUCGGAAACCCAUGCCCGCCCUCUUGUCAGUGUUCCUACGAGGAGCUCACGUUUCUUCCCACCCGGACCUGAACAACAGAAGAAGACCAUGACAACGACGACGACGGUGAUCGAGAAGUACGAAUAUGAACGAAGCCCGUCGCCGCCACCACCGGAGGAGUCGAGCCAUCCAGUUUAUUUCGGCGGCUCUGGCCGGCCUUUGGUCCAUCUGCCUACUCCCAAGCCUGUGGUGAAGCUCCCUCCUAAGGCUACCGCAGCACCUCCACCCCCGCGGCCCCCACCAACGUUUGCCUCUAUGGCAGCUGCACCCCCACGGGGAGCCCCGGCACCCUCGAAUAAGAUUUCAUGGCAAGAAAAGAUCAAUACUCUUUUUGGCAAGAAAACGCCCCCCGGCAACGAAGAGCUCUUUAGCUGUAACAUCCGCCACUAA
Penicillium manginii is the source of this 3408-nucleotide messenger RNA. RefSeq lists its product as uncharacterized. Lineage: Eukaryota; Fungi; Ascomycota; Eurotiomycetes; Eurotiales; Aspergillaceae. Bases 1 to 3408 code for a protein of 1135 amino acids. The record is from RefSeq and is a predicted model, not a curated record. The transcript is spliced from 4 exons.